AUGGGAGUGGAGAGGGAAGCUGACAAUACAAGAGGGAUAGGGGGGCUGGAAGAGCUAUGGCUGGGGGAGUGGGUGAGGCCGAAGUCCUGCUGAGCCAGAAGCACCUGGAAUAUCAGUUUGGGCCUAACACCUUUGCAUAUAUCAGUUUGGGCCUAUCACUUUUGCAUAUACUGUAGGUUGAAAAUGAGAUUAAACUUUUUGCUAAGCAUAAGUCAUUAAUUGAUGUCUAUGGGAGAAUGGUGUGUAGAUGUGGAGUUCGACACACUUAUCUGAAGUUAGGAUUCUCUCACAGUAAUGUUAUUCUGCAAUCACGCAAGAGAAGCAUCUGUGUUUCAGACCCGAUCUGGCCAAGCCAUAUGGACGCGUGUGUGUGUGUGUGUGUGUGUGUGUGUGUGUGUGUGUGUGUGUGUGUGUGAGCAGCGGAGCACAAAUGUGCAUCCCUGUCCCAGGCCAUCCAUCCGUUGAUCCAUGCGAGCCAGCUGAAAGGCAGCAUUGCUGGGGCUGAGAGUGCCUGUUUAAAAGGCCUCUUUGUGGCCCAUUCAAGCCAAGCCUCCAUUGUAUCCUUGUUUCAGCGGCCCUCUCAAUGGUCCGGCCCAUUUGGGAGACAACAGGAGAUUAACUGCACAGACAGUGUAUUAAGUGUUGAUGAAUUGGCCCCAAAAGCCAUAGAUCAAUGACACAGGCCUGCUUUUUCCUACCGCAUAUAUACAAACAUACAUACAGAUUUAGGAUCUUAAUUUGAUCACCCUGUUGCAGGAUAACUUUCCUGCAAUGCAGGACAUUUAAAACGUUGUAGUGUAUUUGAGGUUUUAAAAGGCUCCUUAAGUUUGUAAUUUCCACUUUGAAAUUUCAGACUUGAUUUUCCCUUACGAAAAAUAGAUCAACACCUAUACAAAUUUCAAUAAAUCAUAAUUCACAUAAUAAUUCACAUUUGCUGUUGGUGCAGGAUUAUUUUCCUGCUGUAGCAAACUGGCUCAAAUUAAGAUCCUACGUCUGUGCACAAGCCCAGAGCCUUUAACUGGUUGGUUUAAACACACAUAGGUAUGUUAGGGAGGGGAAAGAUCCCUUACUGCCCAUUUUAGAUGCAUGACAAGAUUCAUGUUCCCCUUGAGUGUCUGACGUGUGUUUGUCUUGAUGGCCGCAGUUUGAGACAACAUUGACUAGGUGCUCAAAGACACAAUGUUUGUUUAUCAGGAACACCUUCCUAAUACUGAGUUGCACCUCCCCCGUUUGCCAUCACAACAGCCUCAAUUCGUCAGGCAUGGACUCGAAAGCGUUUCACAGGGAUGCUGGCCCAUGUUGACUCCAAUGCUUCUUACAGUUGUGUCAAGUUGGCUUGAUGUCCUUUGGGUGGUGGACCAUUCUUGGGAAACUGUUGAAUGUGAAAAACCUAGCAGCGUUGCAGUUCUUGACACAAACCAGUGCACCUGGCACCUACUACCAUACCCCGGUCAAAGGCACUUAAAUCUUUUGUCUUGCCCAUUCACCCUCUGAAUGGCACACAUACACAAUCCAUGUCUCAAUUGUCUCAAGGCUUAAAAAUCCUUCUUUAACCAGUCUCCCCCCCCCUUCAUCUACAGUGCCUUGCAAAAGUAUUCAUCCCCCUGGCAUUUUUCCUAUUUUGUUGCAUUACAACCUGUAAUUUUAACCGUUUUUUUAUUUGGAUUUCAUGUAAUGGACAUACACAAAAUAGUCCAAAUUGGUGUAGUGGAAUGAAAAAAAUAACUUGUUUCAAAAAAUUCUAAAAAAUAAAUAACGGAAAAGUGGUGCGUGCAUAUGUAUUCACCCCCUUUGCUAUGAAGCCCCUAAAUAAGAUCUGGUGCAACCAAUUACCUUCAGAAGUCACAUAAUUAGUUAAAUAAUGUCCACCUGUGCACAAUCUAAGUGUCACAUGAUCUGUCACAUAUAUAUACAGAGUCUGCAACACCACUAAGCAAGGGGCAACACCAAGCAAGCGGCACCAUGAAGACCAAGGAACUCUCCAGACAGGUCAGGGACACAGUUGUGGAGAAGUACAGAUCAGGGUUGGGUUAUAAAAAAAUAUCUGAAACUUUGAACAUCUCACGGAGCACCAUUAAAUCCAUUAUAAAAAAUUGAAAGAAUAUGGCACCACAAUAAACCUGCCAAGAGAGGGCCGCCCACCAAAACUCACGGACCAGGCAAGGAGGGAAUUAAUCAGAGAGGCAACAAAGAGACCAAAGAAAACCCUGAAGGAGCUGCAAAGCUCCACAGCAGAGAUUGGAGUAUCUGUCCAUAGGACCACUUUAAGCCGUACACUCCACAGAGCUGUGCUUUACAGAAGAGUGGCCAGAAAAAAGCCAUUGCUUAAAGAAAAAAUAAGCAAACACGUUUGGUGUUUGCCAAAAGGCAUGUGGGAGACUCCCCAAACAUAUAGAAGAAGGUACUCUGGUCAGAUGAGACUAAAAUUGAGCUUUUUGGCCAUCAAGGAAAACACUAUGUCUGGCGCAAACCCAACACCUCUCAUCACCCCGAGAACACCAUCCCCACAGUGAAGCAUGAUGGUGGCAGCAUCAUGCUGUGGGGAUGUUUUUCAUCAGCAGGGACUGCGAAACUGGUCAGAAUUGAAGGAAUGAUGGAUGGCGCUAAAUACAGGGAAAUUCUUGAGGGAAACCUGUUUCAGUCUUCCAGGGAUUUGAGACAGGGACGGAGGUUCACCUUCCAGCAGGACAAUGGCCCUAAGCAUACUGCUAAAGCAACACUUGAGUGGUUUAAGGGGAAACAUUUAAAUGUCUUGGAAUGGACUAGUCAAAGCCCAGACCUCAAUCCAGUUGAGAAUCUGUGGUAUGACUUAAAGAUUGCUGUACACCAGCACAACCCAUCCAACAUGAAGGAGCUGGAGCAGUUUUGCCUUCAAGAAUGGGCAAAAAUCCCAGUGGCUAGAUGUGCCAAGCUUAUAGAGACAUACCCCAAGAGACUUGCAACUGUAAUUGCUGCAAAAGGUGGCUCUACAAAGUAUUGACUUUGGGGGGGGGUGAAUAGUUAUGCAUGCUCAAGUUUUCUGUUUUUUUGUCUUAUUCUUGUUUGUUUCAUAAUAAAAAAUAUUUUGCAUCUUCAAAGUGGUAGGCAUGUUGUGUAAAUCAAAUGAUACAACCCCCCCAAAAAAUCUAUUUUAAUUCCAGGUUGUAAGGCAGCAAAAUAGGAAAAAUGCCAAGGGGGGUGAAUACUUUCGCAAUUAAAGUGGCAAAACCUUAAGCCCAAACCUAUUUCCACAUCAAAUUCAUCUAAUUUUGUCUUUGCCCCAAAUGGCACCCUAUUCCCUUUAAUGCACUACUUUUACAAUGGCCAAUAGAUCUCUGUUCAAAGGUAGUGUACUAUAGGGAAUAUGGUGCCAUUUGGGACGCACCGUUGUGAAUCAGUCUUUCAACCCAGCCGUUCCAUUAUUUAAUAAUUUGAUAUAUUCCAACACCAGCACAUCUGAAACUAGUAAUCAGCAAGCCGCUGUUAAUUGAAGCAGGUGUUUUUUAAACAGUAAUUUUGCCCAUAGUGUGUAGGGUCCUCACACUGAUGGUGUUAAUUAAGAUUUAAGUGUGUUUGAUUGACGCUUUAGCGAUUAUCACCCCCAAAAUACCACUGGGUCAACCAGUUUGAAUGAACAGUUAAACAGUUAAUUGCAGGUUCUCUGCCUUGGUCUUCCUCCCUCCCUUUUAAUCUUUGAAGUCUUUGUUUUCUCUCUUUUUCUCUGUCUCUUUUUCUUUUCCUCCUUCCUGCUGUGCAGUCUCCCAUUCAUUCAUGAAAAUCCUCUGUCUCUCUAGGUGUGGUUCAGCAACCGACGGGCCAGGUGGCGUAAGCAAGCGGGAGCCAAUCAGCUGGCGGCGUUCAAUCACCUGUUGCCGGGUGGAUUCCCAGGCAGCGGCAUGCCCACGCUACCCACCUACCAGCUCCAAGAUUCCGGCUACCCCACAACCACGCUAUCACAAGGUAUAGACAUAUCUACCACCACCUGCAAACACAUGGUCCUAACAUGUAGUGUUGAGGUACCAUUGUCAAAGUUGGUUAGCCACGUAGUGCUAGUUUGAGCUAAUUUAUUUGAACCUUGUCUGAGACCUGAAGACACAUGUUACAGUAGCUCCUUGAGCUAAUGCCUAGGAUUUAGGUCAGUGGGCUAACACGGUCUCGUGGCGCGUAGAUGACAUCUGAGUCACAUACAUGAUUUGACCUGUUACAAAACACCCAGUAGCGCUAAGAUGAUAUUACAUGACUAUGGUGCUGUGUAUGUGAUCAUCACCCAUGAUCUUAAAUGUGAUUUCUCCCUGGUCCCCCUUCUGUCGAAAUCGCAGACGGUAGUGGCACGGUUCACCGCCCCCAGCCAUUACCACCGUCCACCAUGCACCAGGGAGGGCUGUCGGGCGGGGACAGCGGCUCGGCAUACGGCCUGUCGUCCAACCGCCAUGGCUUCUCCAGCUACUCUGACUCCUUCAUGAGCCCCUCGGCAUCCAGUAACCACAUGAACCCCGUCAGCAACGGCCUCUCCCCACAG
Coregonus sp. 'balchen' is the source of this 4498-nucleotide messenger RNA. Lineage: Eukaryota; Metazoa; Chordata; Actinopteri; Salmoniformes; Salmonidae. The record is from the annotation of a GenBank genome assembly.